AUGAGCCACGAAAUCAUCGACAACAUCGCCGCAAAAGGCAUCUCCUACUACACCCCCGCCCAGUCCCCUCCGGCAGGCACCCAAAUCGACGGCUCAACCAAGCUCUUCUCCCCCCUCACCAUCCGCGGCGUCACAUUCCCAAAUCGCCUCUUCCUCGCCCCUCUCUGCCAAUACUCCGCCAAAGAUGGCUACGCGAAUGACUGGCACCUCACCCACCUGGGCGGGAUUAUCCAGCGCGGCCCAGGCCUAGCCAUCAUGGAGGCGACGGCGGUGCAGAAAAUCGGCCGCAUCACGCCGCAGGAUCUCGGUCUGUAUGAAGACGGACAGAUUGAGCCGUUGAAGCGGAUUACGGAGUUUGCGCAUGGCCAGGGCCAGAAGAUUGGGAUUCAGUUGGCGCAUGCGGGGAGAAAGGGGAGUGCGGUUGCGCCGUGGUUGAGUGGGAAUGCGAUGGCCGUGGAGGAGGUUGGGGGAUGGCCGGAUGAGAUUGUUGGGCCGUCGGCGAUUCCGCAGGAGGAGGGAGUCAAUACUGUUCCCAGGGCUUUGACAAGAGAGGAUAUUGAGGUGUUGAAGGGAGACUAUGCAGAAGCGGCGAAAAGAGCUGUCGAGGCGAAUUUUGACGCGAUUGAGAUUCAUGCUGCGCAUGGAUAUCUGUUGCAUCAGUUCUUGAGUCCAGUCAGCAACCAACGAACGGAUGAGUAUGGAGGUACCUUUGACAACAGAGUCAGACUGCUUUUGGAAGUCAGCGAGGCAAUUCGAGCUGUUAUCCCAACAACAAUCCCUCUCUUGGUUCGCAUCAGUGCGACAGACUGGUUCGAGUUUGACGAGAACCUCAAAACGGAAUUCCCCGAAAGCUGGACCCUCGCUCAAUCAAUCCAAGUGGCUUCCCUGCUAGCUGACCGUGGCGUCGACCUGGUCGAUGUCAGCUCCGGUGGUGUCCACGCCAAAUCCGCAAUCGCUAUCAAAUCCGGCCCUGCGUACCAGGUCAAUUUCGCCCAGGAAAUUAAGAAAGCCGUCGGCGACAAGUUGUUGAUAUCAGCUGUUGGGGGCAUCAAGACGGGGGCUCUGGCUGAGGAAGUGGUGCAGUCUGGCAUUGAUGCAGUGCAGGCUGGACGCUGGUUCCAGCAGAAUCCGGGCUUGGUUCGUGCAUUUGCGAAUGAACUGGGAGUGAAGGUGAGGAUGGCCACGCAGAUUGAUUGGAGCUUUGAGGGAAGAGGGAAGAGAGCAAAGAGUUCUUUGUAA
Messenger RNA from Aspergillus wentii DTO 134E9, 1239 nucleotides. RefSeq names its product NADH:flavin oxidoreductase/NADH oxidase. Gene Ontology annotation, molecular function: NADPH dehydrogenase activity; NADP binding; FMN binding. Lineage: Eukaryota; Fungi; Ascomycota; Eurotiomycetes; Eurotiales; Aspergillaceae. The record is from RefSeq and is a predicted model, not a curated record. The transcript has a single exon. Gene Ontology annotation, cellular component: intracellular anatomical structure. Bases 1 to 1239 code for a protein of 412 amino acids.